AACUUGUUCUUUUGUGGUCUGUAGUUCUUUUUUUUUGGAACCACACGUGUAAAUCGUGUGGUAUCUGAAUAUAAUUUAUUUUUAUGUAAAAAAUGUUUAUAAAAUAAUACGAAAUGAGUUUAUACAAUUUCAAAAAGAUCGCUGUGGUCCCCACGGCCAAGGACUUUAUCGAUAUAAUAUUAUCGAAAACACAAAGAAAAACUCCAACAGUUGUACAUAAACACUAUAAAAUAACACGGAUCCGUGCGUUCUAUAUAAGAAAAGUGAAGUAUACGCAACAGAAUUUUCACGAUAGGCUAUCCCGGAUUAUACAGGAAUUUCCCAAGUUAGAUGACGUCCAUCCGUUCUACGCGGAUCUGAUGAAUGUGCUGUAUGACAAGGACCACUACAAGCUGGGGCUGGGACAGCUGAACACUGCUAGACAUCUUAUAGACAAUGUAGCGAAGGACUACGUGCGCCUGCUCAAGUUCGGCGACUCGCUGUAUCGAUGCAAGCAGCUCAAGCGCGCCGCGCUGGGGCGCAUGGCCACCAUCAUGAAGAGACAGGCUGCCAAUCUGACGUAUCUUGAACAGGUGCGUCAACACUUGGCGCGUCUGCCGUCCAUAGAUCCCUACACUCGCACCAUCAUCAUCUGCGGGUUCCCAAAUGUGGGCAAAUCCAGCUUUAUUAACAAGAUUACCAGAGCUGAUGUAGAGGUUCAACCCUACGCAUUUACAACAAAAAGCUUAUACGUCGGUCAUACAGACUACAAAUACUUGAGAUGGCAAGUGAUUGACACCCCUGGAAUCCUGGACCAUCCAUUGGAAGAGAGAAACGUGAUAGAAAUGCAGGCGGUGACAGCCCUAGCGCACCUCAGGGCUGCCGUGCUCUACUUUAUAGACCCGUCUGAACAGUGCGGCCACAGUAUUGAGGAACAGAUUUCCCUCUUCGAUAGUAUCCGGCCACUUUUCUCCAACAAGCCCUUGAUAGUGGUCCUCAACAAAAUAGACGUGGUCAAACCUGAGGAGUUGGCCGCCAACAAACGCGCGCUCAUCGAGGAGUUGGAGGCCACUUGCGCCAAGGGGAACCUCGUCAACGCGGACACAAACUCGGAGCUUCGUACUGUGCCCGUGAUGAGGAUGUCCACUGUCACGGAGGAGGGCGUCCAGGAGGUGAAGAUCGAGGCCUGCGAGAGGCUGCUGGGCCACAGGGUCACCGAGAAGAUGAGGACCAAGAAGGUGGACGGAAUCCUCAACCGUCUCCACGUAGCGGUGCCCUCCCCGCGGGACAACAAGGUCCGACCCCCCGUGCUGCCGCCGGGGGUCCUGGAGAAGCAACAGAAGAAAGCGGAGAGAGAGUCGAGGAAACGCAAGCUCGAGAGGGAGAUUGAGCUUGAACAGGGAGAUGACUAUGUGCUGGACCUCCAGAAGAACUACUCGGAUAUUGCGGAGGAAGAACGUCACGAUCCCAUCCCAGAGUUCUGGGAGGGGCACAACAUUGCCGACUACAUCGACCCGGACAUAUUUGAAAAACUGGCUGAAUUGGAGAAGGAGGAGGAGUCGAGAAUGGCCGGUGGGCUGUACGCGGUGCCCAAGAUUGAGCUGGACGAGACGAUGAAGGAGAUCCGAGAGCUGGCCCGACAGAUACGCAACAAGAAGGCAGUCCUCAAAGACGAGUCUCGUCUCGUGAAGCAGUCGACGAAACCCGUCAUGCCGAGAACCAGUCGCGCGAGGGACCGCGGCCGCUCCACCACCAAACUCAGAGACGAGAUGGAGAAACUUGGCGUGGACAUGUCGGACACAAAGCAGGCCAACUUCACAAAGACGCGAUCGCGGUCGCGUUCGCAGUCCGCGACUGUCGCGAAACGCGCGCGCGUCGCGUCGCGCUCCGUCAGCAAGCCGGCCAGAGACGAACAAGGGGUCAAAGACGUCGCUAUGCGAAAGAGAGCGAAGAAUCUUGCUCACGUGGCCAUCGCGAAGAAGACGAAGAAGAUGGGUCUCAAGGGAGAAGCCGACCGCUUCAUCGGCACCAAGAAGCCCAAGCAUCUGUUCUCCGGCAAGCGCGGCGUCGGCAAGACCGACCGCCGGUAGUGUGCGACCACCUUUAUGUGCAGUGUGCGCUCAUGUUCAACGAUAGGGUUAUACUAUCUUUAUGUACUAAUUUGUUUGAAAUAAAGUACUUAUAUUUUAUCAUU
Maniola jurtina (meadow brown) is the source of this 2173-nucleotide messenger RNA. It is a transcript of the gene Non1, whose product is annotated as nucleolar GTP-binding protein 1. The record is from RefSeq and is a predicted model, not a curated record. Gene Ontology annotation, biological process: ribosomal large subunit biogenesis. Gene Ontology annotation, molecular function: RNA binding; GTP binding; GTPase activity. The transcript is spliced from 14 exons. Lineage: Eukaryota; Metazoa; Arthropoda; Insecta; Lepidoptera; Nymphalidae. Gene Ontology annotation, cellular component: nucleolus. The coding region runs from base 114 to 2069 and encodes 651 amino acids.